ACUUUUUGCAUACGGAGGAAAAAGAUGAAAAAUGGCCGACUUCUUUAAUUGCCGUAUUUAAAGGAUUUUUGUUUGAUUUAAUAAUGAAAUUGCUAUAAAACUCUAGAUAAUAUGUUUACGGAUACCUUUAAAGACAAGACUAAAUGAUUAAAUAUGUGGGAACACAUUAAAAUAAAAGACUGCGUACAAACUGAACUCUCGAGCAUACAUCUCUAAUCCAAUAUGAUGAACAAUCAGUUUCACACAUCGCCAAACAAUCCACUCCAUUUGCCUGGAACGGGCAAUGGAAGUAUUGGGAUCGGCGUUGGAGGAACCCCAUCUCCUUAUGGCUAUAUGACGAGUCCUGUUCAACAACAGCCGUCGGCAACGCCGGGUCAAUGGCUGACCUAUCAAAUACUGCCUCCGAGUAACCAGCAGAUUAUGGGUCAACAGAGUUUGCCCAAACGCUGGCAUCCGACUACAACCCAUCCAAACACCAUUCAGAUUACAACGACAGCAACUAAUCCAACUCUCCAAAACUUGUCCACGCUCGGAAAACAACCUCAAGAGGCGGCUGUGGUCACAUCAUCAUCUAAUCCGCAUCCUAUGGCCUAUAAGACCAACAAUAUACGGAUCAUUUCAACGUCCCCUAAUAUAUACAAUUUAAAUAAAACGAUGACAGAUGCAACCCAACAACAACAACAGCAGCAGCACGCUUUGUAUGCUCCUGUCCAGUCGUAUUACUUGCCGAGUGCUGGAAAUCCUAGCCAAUUAAAUCGUUUGGUGGCCAACAAUACAUUGGCCAAGCAACAACAACAACUGUCCACACAGUCGUCGGUGCCACCGCUUGUGCCAGUAAGCAAUUCAACAUCAGCUUCUUCGUCUGUUGUACCCUCUACUGUGGUUCUAGAUAGAAUUAACAUUUGCAUAAAUAAUCACUAUGCCGACUCCGCUCCAUCGCAGCUGCUAGGACAACAGCAGCAGCCUUCACCCAUUAUACCAGCUAUACAGCAUAAGCCACAGAUGCCGCAAAUGUCGUUGCCGUUGCCCUUAAUUGAUAGCAGUUGCAGUUCCGUCUCCAGCAGCAGCUAUGAAGACGGUGCAGGAGGAGGUGGAAGUGGUGUUCCAACCAUAGAGGAAUGUGUUUCAACAGCCUCAAAUGUUAGCAGCGCUAUAAUUGUGAUUGAUGAACCGGAUUCUACAACAGCAACCCCGCAUACGCCACCAACAACACCAGAAACCAUUGUUGGCUCUCCCCUGAAGUCCAACAUGUCUUCAUCCGCCUCAUCUUCAGCAUCCCCAUCCCCGCCUCCUGCAACGUCCAAGCCAAGCUUCAAGUCAAAUGACGCCCCAUGCCUACCUCUUACGCCUCCAUCGCCACCAUCUCCAGCUGUCGCUACAGCCCCACAACCGAUUGUUAUUAGCAAUUAUUCUUUGCAAGAAGAUGUUUUCAUUAAAUGCCAAGAUGGCAGAUUCUAUCUGGGCACAAUCAUUGAAGAAAGCCGUGAACAAUUUCUAAUACGAUUCGAUGAUCAAUCAGAGCAAUGGUGUGGCCCAGAGAAGAUGCGUAAACUGGGUGGUGGGAGCUCCAAUACCAACUCGUCGAAUCUGCUUGGUGAUGGUGCUCACAAUUCAUCAAAUUCAACAACGUCUACAGUUUCGGCCAAUAAUUCCUCUACGAGCACAUGCACUUCAAUGUGUGUGGCCUGUAAGCGUUCUGAUGUUCAGGAUGUUGUGGAAAUAUGUGAACGUUGUGGACGUGGCUAUCAUCGUGGCUGCACCACCGAAAUCAUCAUUGGCAGCGACAUUUGGUGUUGCAAACGGUGCGCCAAGCCCAUGAAAAUGCAUCCGCCUUUAAAGCAACUUUUGAUUGGCAAACCUCAAGGUAUUUGUCGUCAAUUACCAUACCAUGUGGACAAACUCAGUUGGGACGAGAAGCAUCGUGUGAAUGAAGAGCAAAUCUAUUGUUAUUGUGGAAAGCCUGGAAAAUUUGAUCAUAAUAUGUUGCAAUGUUGCAAAUGUCGUAAUUGGUUUCAUACUCAAUGCAUGCAGAAUUUCAAAAAAAAACUGCUGCGCGGUGAUAUGUUCUUUGUAUUCUGCUGCACAGUGUGCAACGAAGGUGUGGAAUUUGUGCGACGUUUACAAAUCGACUGGGUUGAUGUUCUUCAUAUUGCUCUCUAUAAUCUACGCAAGCAUCAGCAUCAAAAAUAUCAUCAUUUGCUUAAGGAUAUUUGGCCAUUUGUAUUGGAGCAACGUCACAAUUUGCCCAUAUGCAAGGAAUGGCGUUUGCUCCCAGAGACUACACUAAUGGAGAGAUUAAAGCAAACAUUGAAAGAUUAUUCCGAUCGAUUUGUAUGCGGUCGUGAGGUGAAACGUGCCCCAGCCUAUUAUGCUCUACGCCACAGUGGUCCGCCGUUAAUCCCAAAAGUAUUUCUUCAAGAAAACGAAGAGCUAAACGAUGAGUUGUUGAUAACUAAAUAUAAUUUGCUACUGUUGUCUGAUGAGGAUAAGGAUAGUGCACCCACAGAUGUGUAUGAAUUUCACACAGACGAAGAUGAUGACCAGCAGCAGCAGCAUCAGCUGCCGGAUGAUGAUGAGACUGGUGUUGAGGUGUCAACUAGUGAGGAGGAUGAGAUUCCUAUUAAACAGAUAAUCGAGAAGGUUAAGAAACAGGCGGAACUAAGAGAACUGAAACCGCCCCAACCACCGCCAGCGGAUGAUAAUGCCCAUGAUGCUUCCGCUGGCAUCAUCAAUACCAACACCAUCACUUCCAUGCCUGCUCAGCUCCAAAUGAUGGAGAUGGCCAACAGUAGUCGCAAACGUAAGGCUUUCCGGCUCUCGAAACGUUAUGAUACUAGCAACAGCAACCGAAAUCACUGUGAUCUUUCAUCCGAUGAGAAUUCAAGCAGCAGUCGUGGUACCAGCUCCCUAGAUCUUAUCAUACCGCCACCAGUCAACUUCCUGGGUCGCAAUAAUCCUUUUCUAAUGGCCACGCCGAAGAAAUCGCAGCAAAUUAAUAAAUUGGGACCUGGAAAUUUGGGAGUGGGCGUUACUGGUAUCAUCAAUAGCUUGUUCAAGUUGAAGAGCGGAAGCGGUGCUGGGUGUUUAGCCAAGGAACAGCCGCGCAUGGUGAGAACCAUUAAGCGUAAACUGUGUGCCAAAGAUAUAACCAUUGGACCAAAUCAAGAGGUUCGCCGACGCCGAACUCGUCGCCUGAUCACAGAUAUGGAAGUCAUCAAUACCACCACCAUAAAUCCUAUACCUAGCCACUAUUUUCCCAUCUAUGCCAAAGAUUCGCAACCACCAGCAGCAGCGCAUCCACCUCCUUCUCCUCCUCCACCACCACCGCCGUCACUGUCAGCGUCGACGGGCAAAAUAUUGCCGCCAUCCCACGGUCGUCUAUUGCGUCAACGUCCUCAGAAAUCAGCACGACAUGCACUUAAUCAGAAUCGCCGAAUUUCUACUGCCACCGCAACUAGCAGCAGUAAUGUCUCCUCGACGUCAUCCUCCUCUUCAUCAUCAUCAUCAUCUUCGUCCGCCUCUUCCAAUGGAUCAUCAUCCAUGCUGGAUCUAAAGCAAUCGGUCAAUAAGUAUUUCGGCGGAGCCAUCAAUCGUAUCGAUGCUGGUGAAUCGUUUGCAAUUCGAGCCAAACGUCGGAUGGGAAACGGUCAAGUGCAGUAUUUAGUGGAGUGGACAAAUGGCAACUGAAAAACAAAUGAUGCAACAUUAUACUUAUUAAUUAUUAUUAUCUUUUACGUUAUUCCAUUAAACUUUUUUUUAUUUCAUUAAUUUGCCCAGGGUUGGCAAAGAUCAUAGUUAAAAGCAUGGCCGAAAUAAUUUGAAUUCUAUUUUCUGUUCUUUAUUGUUUUGUUAUUUAAGUAAAAAAAAAAAGUUGAUGAAUUAUUUACCUAUCUAAACCACUGCCAAAAUAAGAUGAAAAUUAUGGUUCGGUACUAAAGUAAGCAAACAUAAACAAAUAAUGCAACUAAAUACAGGUUUUUAUUGUGCAAUGGCAGUUUAAAAGUGGUCGAUAAAAAGGCCACAAAUUGGCAUAUUUAAAGUAUUACAAAAAUGAAAUGAAAAGAGCAUAUGAGCUAAAUAAAGAAAAGCGUAUUAAUUUCUAUCUGUUCUGUAGAAUCUAGAGUUACUUCUAUUAAUAUAUUUUCGAAAAAUAUAUAUAUUUACGAUAAUCCCCCAUGUGUUAAUUGCAUACAAAAAUUUCUCUAACGUAUACCAUACACCAUACAAAAAAAAAAACUUAAUAUAUAAUGCUAUCAAUAAAUAAUUUAGUUGUAA
Messenger RNA from Drosophila willistoni, 4275 nucleotides. RefSeq names its product polycomb protein Pcl (gene Pcl). Lineage: Eukaryota; Metazoa; Arthropoda; Insecta; Diptera; Drosophilidae. The coding region runs from base 223 to 3687 and encodes 1154 amino acids. The transcript is spliced from 5 exons. The record is from RefSeq and is a predicted model, not a curated record.